AUGAAUCAACGUCACAAGAUAUUCCAGAAAAUAUUCCGGAAGCUAUUCCAGAAGAUUUGCCUUCGGAUCCUGGCGAUAGGAAACAUAUUUUGGACUAUCAUCCUAAUGAAAGAGAUGAGAGAUUACACUGAAAAUAAAGGUGGGAGUGAUACGUUUGUGACGAAAGGUUUCGAUACUUGGAAAAAUCCUCAGAGUUUACGCGAACACGUGGGAUUGGUGAAUAGCUUUCACAAUAAUGCAUUAAAAAGGGCUGAUUGUUUGAUGAGGCAAGUACGACAAGGAUUACCUUUUCGAGGCCAUGAUGAGUCAGUGGAUUCAGCAAACAGGGAGAAUUUCUUAGAGCUUGUGAAAUAUACUGCAGGGCAAAAUGAGGCUGUAAGUAAAAUUGUGUUGGAGAAUGCUCCAAAAAAUAAUCAGAUGGCAUGUCCCAAAAUUCAAAAAGAUAUAGUGCAUUGCUUUGCGGAAGAAGUGAUUAGAUCUAUAAUUCAAGAAGUUGAUCAUGAUGUAUUUUGGUUGAUGGUGGAUGAAUCUGCAGAUAUUUCUGAUAAAGAACAAAUGGCAGUGAAAACAUUUUUUGCAUCUCUGAAAUGUGCUAUUGAUUCAUUGUUUGCUAAACUUGGAUUGAGUAUAAAACAGUUAAGAGGACAAGGCUAUGAUGGUGCAAGUAAUAUGAAAGGUGAAUUCAACGGGUUGAGAUCUCUAAUUUUGAGAGAAAAUAGUUCUGCAUAUUAUAUCCACUGCUUUGCGCAUCAGCUUCAGUUAGUCGUCGUGGCAGUUGCUAAAAAACAUUUUGAAAUUGGAGAUUUCUUUGAUAUGAUUUCUGUCUUGAUAAAUGUGGUUGGAGCUUCUUGUAAGAGAAAGGAUAGGGUUCGAGAUGAAUUUCGGAAAAAGCUGGAGGAAAGAAUCAAUCAAGGUGAAAUUAAGACGGGAAAAGGAUUGAAUCAGAAACUUUCACUACAGAGACCCGGUAAUACUCGUUGGGGUACUCACUACACAACAUUACUCCGGUUAGUUGAUUUAUUCUCUGUUAUCAUUAAAGUGCUUGAGUGGAUCGAAGAUGAUGGAACUGAUAGUACCAAAAGACGACAAGCUAAUGGUCUUCUCAAGUACUUUAAUACCUUUGACUUUGUGUUCUACUUACAGUUGAUGUUGCUUAUUCUUGGACUCACAAAUAGUUUAUCAGUGGCUCUACAAAGGAAAGACCAAGACAUUCUGAAUGCUAUGUCACUAGUGAAAUCCACCAAGCAACAGUUAUUCAAGCUCAGAGAUGAUGGAUGGGAUUCUUUUCUUAAUGAAGUUUUUUCUUUUUGUAAGGAUCAUGACAUUGAGUUUGUCAUUAUGGAUGGAGAAUUUGUUGAUCCAAGAAAGCCAAGAAAAAAAAGCAACAUGACCAACUUGCAUCAUUAUCAAGUGGAGUGUUUUAACACUGUAUUGGAUAUGCAAAUUCAGGAGUUUAAUGAUCCAAACACUUCUCUCUUUGCCAGAGAUUUUAAUUCUGCAUCUAUGGCUUCAUUCCAUUUUGGCCAAUCACUUCUUUGUGUACACUCUUCAAUAGAUGUUGGUUCAUGA
Arabidopsis thaliana (thale cress) is the source of this 1569-nucleotide messenger RNA. Its product is annotated as General transcription factor 2-related zinc finger protein. The record is from RefSeq and is marked reviewed. The coding region runs from base 1 to 1569 and encodes 522 amino acids. NCBI's taxonomy places the organism in Eukaryota, Viridiplantae, Streptophyta, Magnoliopsida, Brassicales, Brassicaceae. The transcript is spliced from 4 exons.